UUUACAAACUCGAGUGUCACUUUUUCAUUGCGAAGUUGGUUUGUUAUUUUCUGUGUUCCCAUGUUUGUUAUGUGGGAUACGGUGGCAUGUAGAUCAGCAGAUACACAUUACGCAACUUUAAACGAUGGAGGAAGCUGUCAAAGGCGAUGGAGGAAUUAAGCUUAAGGAGAAAGAUGCAGAGAGCCAAAGACAAGUUCAAUUGAAAGUGCCAACACACAUACAGUCUUAUUCCUGGGACUGUGGACUGGCUUGUUGCUGCAUGGUGCUAAGGUAUAUGAAGAGGGAUGAUCACAGCGUUUAUACUUCCGACUUUGAGGCGCUGAAUUGUGGAGAAAGUAUUUGGACAAUUGAUUUGGCUUACUUGUUUAAGUACCAUGAUAUUAAAACGAAGCUGACAACAAUAACCCUUGGAGUGGAUCAAGAAUAUGCUAAAAAGCCAUUCUACAGAAAUCACUUCAAUCAAGAUGAGGACAGGGUCGGCAAGAUGUUUUCUGAAGCUGCCUCAAGAAAUAUAGACGUGGAAAAGUGUUCAGUGCCUAUGUCGGACAUCGUGAAUCACAUCGCUAAGGAAAACCUGGUGAUCUGCCUAGUGGACUGGAACUAUCUCGAGUGUAUCUGGUGUGACAAGAGACGACAUUGUUUUUCUUGCUUCAAACGGUGCUGUGGAACAUACCAAGGACAUUUUGUGGUUGUGUGUGGCUUUGACCAAAGAAAAAAACGUGUGUUCUAUAAAAAUCCUUCAUAUGAUGAAGAGGUCUGUUGUAGCCGAAUGGACAAAUUUGACAAAGCAAGAAAAAGUAAUGGUACUGAUGAAGAUACACUUUUCAUCUUCAGCUCCUAGAAACACAAACAUCACUGCAGUGUAAUAAUGAAAACAUUCUUCAUCCCUUGAUUAUAUAAGAUAGCACAUUUUCGCAGGGUUGUGAUGAAGAUAUCGCCUACACCUUGAGUCCUGAUAAAGGCAUACAUUUCAGCAGGAUUAUGGUGAAACAUCCUCUACAUCUCCAGCACCUAGACAAUUUUAUAUCUCAUGUUGCAGUGGUUUGUUGUGAUAGAAAUAUUCAUCUUAGCUCCACUGAAAGAAAAAAACAACAUCUCUGCAUGGGUUGUGAUGAAGAUAUCCACUGCACCUUCAUCUCUGAGAAAGACAAAACAUUACUGCAGAAUUGUGAACAAAACAUAGUUUUCUUCAGCUUCCUGAGAAGUACAAACAUAAUGCAGGGCUAUGAAUAUAUAUGAUAUCUUUCUUCAGCUUAUUUAGAGACACAACCCUGCAGGACUGUGACUAAAACAUCAUCGUUAUCUUUGGCUUCUUAAGAGGUACUUUGCUGCAGGGUUGUGAGAAAUUUUCAUUAUGUAUAACACCUUGUCUAGUGGUGAGGCUGUGAUAUGUAUUGUCAGAUCUUGUACAGCUCCAUGUAAUCAGCAGACAUUGUAAUGAUAAAAAACUACCACCAUCUGAAAACUAUUCCUAAGUAUGUACCUCAGGUAUUUCUGUUUAAUUUUGUAUGAUGAAAACUUUUAAUUUAAUCUUCAUUUUUUUUUUUUUUUACAAAACUGUAAGAAACUUUAAAUUUAAUCUUUUUUUUUUUUUACAAAACUGUAAGUAAUGGUUACAAAAUGCUUUUAUUGUGGUCAAAGAAAAACCAAGGGAAUGUUAAGUUGGUAGAUGUCAUGCUGAAUGUUUAAUGAGGGGAUAGCAUUUUUUGUCAUAUGCAGUUACAUGUACAUGUACAAUGUAUUAUCAAAUUCUUCAGCUAAAUCACCCUCUGGAUAAUUUUAGUUGCUGUUAUACAUGGGAAUUCCUAGGUGUUCUGUACAUAAAAAGUUUCCUGCUGAGUUAGAUGGAGUUGUACAGGUCUCUAUGUGGAGGAACUACACCUAAAACCAAGGGAUCAAAUCAUUAAAUCACUACAGCUGCCAUUCUGAGAUAAUCUUUCUAAUGUUUGGAUAUCUAUCAAGUAAUAGUUGUAUCAAACUUUUAUUUUUAUUGCAAUUGUAUUUUUUAUGUAUUUUAUUGAAUCUAUUUAUUUUAUAUUUCCUUUAUUUUUGGUUAUGAUAAUCAUUUCAAGGGAAAUUAUUAUUUUUCAUUUUUAAGAACUGAAAAAUUCAAGUUUUACCUAGAAAGGUAACUAGUCCUAAAUCGAGGUGAUCAUUGGGGAACAUGAUAGCUAUAUAAACAAGAUUAUUGUACAUAUCUAUAAGUUUACAGAACAGCCAUACUCUAUAAUCUAGCCUCAUUAUCCAGACACCUCUAAUAUCAUUGACCCACGGUCUAGCCCUGCAUCCGGUAACAUAUUUUUCUUGCUUUAUUCAAUAAAAACCCGUUCCAGUGGGCAAGAAAUUUUAGAAUCCACAAAAGUUUUGAAUGAAGAUUCCUGGAUUAAUAGAAUGUAUUACCUGUAUACUGCUAUGUUUAAGAUUAAUCUACAUUGUAUAUCCAUCAACAGCCAACAGUCUAACAGAAACUAGCUGCGAAUGAGAGGGUAUUGAAUAUCAGCAGGAUAUGCAAGAUAAAUUUAUCUCAAACACAUUUCAGUAUUAAAUAUACUUUUUUGUUGUCGAAAAUUAUGUCAAAAUUGCUUAAAACUGUUAAAUAAUCAUUACAGUAUUAAAAGUUCUCCAAUUUGACUGAAUUACCUCCCUUGUGUGUUAUGCAUCAAAUUUAUAAUUUAACAUGAAGUCAAUUAAAUUAUGUUGUAAUUUUUAGAUGAUGUUUAUAGGUGCUUAGCACUUUGUAGUAUAUGACUUAUUCCCUUUCUACAGAGAGAAUAAAUAGGCUCAACUGUAGGCUGUAAUGUAUAUUCUUGUGUUCAGGCUACAAGACUUUCGACAGUGUUCACCUGUAAUUGAGGGAGCGGGGAUUGUAUUAUCUUUAUCAAGUUUACAUUUAUAGGUGAAUUUUAAUUUGUUAUUACUGUACAUGUAGGAAUUGCACAAAGGUUAGAACUUCAAUAAUCUGGACAAAGUAAGUGUUGGAGGAAAACAAAUAUUUUAAAACAUUUAUGAAAAAUUCAAUAAAGUAAUUCAUCCCUCCUUUUGGCCUGUACUGUGAUGAGCAGGGGAUGAUUAAACUAGAGGUAACAAACAGAUAAAAAAAACCAGGAGCUUUUCUCAUCCAAAAGGCCAAUCCAAGCUGGCCAUGCAUCUAGGUGAAAUGUAUGCUAUCCACUGCCUCGUCUGCUCCUCCACAUCACUAAUCACCAAGCAAGGUUUCAUUUUCCGAUAAAAAAAAAGAUUUUUGUCCUGACUAUCGAGGUUUAACUGUAUAUUAAUUGUUUUUGUUGUGUUAUGGGACUUUUAAUUGUUUGUUGUUUAUAGUUAUCUAAGUCAGUUAAUUAGUUAUCAUGUCUUGAUAUUGGAAGUAUUUAGUUCUAGUUCCAAAUCAUAUCAAUUUGUGAUUGCUUUGGUAAAAUGGUAGCACAUCCAAUUACAUAUACAUAUAUGUUCUAUUAAGUUUUCAAAAUUUUCUUAUUUACUAUAAGUCUAGUUCUAAUAUUCCAUUUUUUGAAAGAAAAAAUAUGAAAUAUUAAAAUAAAAGAAAGUUGACAAAUAUAAAGCAAAUUGUGAACAGUUGCUAAGGACUAUUCCAAAAAUGGAGGAGUGAGGGAUAGCAGGCAGGUAGCAAUUUAUUGUGCCCUUGCCCACCCAAAAAAUUUUUAUUUGCUAUGGUCCACUUUUCAAAUAUUAUGUUAUCUUAUUUUAGAUCCCACCACUAGUAAUAGUAGAUGUCACCAACACCUGCCUUACCUGCAGCUACACAUACAUAUUUGGAAUAGUCUUAAAACAAUGGAUAUGUACCAUAUUUAUCCAUCAAUAAGCCCAUGCCUUGAACUCAGCCCACCCCUAUCCCCUUCAGUUCAGUAGAAUUGUCCACAAACUAUACUUUAUUGUUUUGAAACCCACCCACUGCUUUUGAACCAGAGGUUAUAUGUUGGCCCCUGGGUAUGUUGUUGGAUAAAUGCAGCACAAAUUAUAUGAAUGUUCUUCUGUAUAUUGUUCAAAGGGAACUUGAUGCAGGUGUCAAAUAACCAUUUGCAGUGAAACGGUGUAUGUUUUUCAGAAACAGAUAUGAAUGAUUCUUUUGAAAUACGAUACACAGUAUCAUACUUACCUUAUAAGCUGCCUGUGUGGGUAUUGUCAUAUUGUUUAUGAUGAAUGCUUUUUAUGUUAUGUAACAUUAUGAAUAUUGGGAUAAAUAAUAUGAAGUUACAUUGAUAUGAUUCCAGUGGUACUGUGUAGGAUCAUGUUGUUACCCACUUUUAAAAGUCAAAAUUUCUAAAAAAAAAUUAACUCAACUUGAUAUUUGUUUACCUGUGACAGUCACGAAGUGAGACUUCGGUGUUACAUUUCCACCAGCAGCGACAGCAUCGUCAGCAUUUCACUUUUAAGUUUUGUAGUAAGAUCAGCUGCUCAAAAAGUUGAAGUAUGGACAUUUUCACACACCCAACAUAUUGCAUGAAUUUUAAUUUUUUGCUGUUACUUUAGGUUAAAAACCUUAGAUUUUGAAAAAUUUAUGUAAAAUUUUCAUUGCUUCUCAAGUUGAUUUCCAAGUUAGUUUAUUGCCAGAUUGGUUGUAGUUUAUUGCCAAAUUGGAGUGAAUUGUAUUAUAAAUCAGAUGCACGUUUUUCUCACAUUUUUGAUUUUUGGGGGAAAAUGAUAUAUUUAUGUGAAUUUUAAGAAUUAGUAAUUUUGCUAAAUUUGGCUUCUUUUUUUUUUGCAAUCUUACAUCAGUAUUUACACAUACCUGGUAUCUAUAAUGUAUACAAGGCUGCUUCCAUACUAUCAAGUGGAGGGUUGGGUUUUUUUGCUUUUUUUUUGGAAAAAAUAAUGUUUUAGUGAAUUUUGGAGUACUAUACAAACAAAACGGAAAAGAUGAGAAAUGAAAUUCUUGUACAAAUGUAGUUGUAUUGGAGAUAUAAUUUUAAAUCCAAGUUAAUUAUGAAAUUUGUUCAUAUUAGUACUGUAACAUUAUAACUGGAAUGGUUGGUAUUAAAAUAUUGAUACAAUAGAAUCCUGGAUUGUUGAUGAAAUCUGAUAACUUUUAUUUAAAAUUGGAACAUUAAAUGUUAUAAAAAAGUACAUAUUCAUCGAUGUGUAUAUCUCUUUUAAGGGGAAUAUCUGGCAGAUAUGUUACAAACAGUUACAGUGUUAAAUCGAAACAUUUUUGAAAAUGAAAUCAUCACAAAAAUAAGUGUCUUUUUGAUGUCUUCACAAGGUAAUUUUCACGUAAAUAUAAACAGAACAAUAUGGGUCCGUAUUCUUAAAACCGUACUUACGCUAAAAUACACAUUUUGUGCUUAGGCUCAAAUACUUUUGGUGAUAAAUGCGAUAUCUGAAUUGAUAUUUUUUUCUCGAUAAUUUGAAGGAAUAUCAAGUGAUAUUAUGUACACUUAUAUUGUUUCAGUGUAUAGGUGUUUUCUUUUAAACUACUACAGGUAUUUCAUAAUUUAAGUAAGGUAAAAUGUUCAAAAUGAAAAUAUAUAAAUAUAAUAUAAUAUAACAUAUAAUAUAAUAUAUAAUGAAGUUUUAAUGUAAAUUUUGACUUCACUUUCAAUCACACAGGAUAAAAUUUCUGCAUGUUACAAUUUUUGCGGGCUCAGGAACUUUAUUUGCCUAUUUUUUUCUAAUUACUUUAACACUUUUCUUUUAUUUCACUAUUUUCUUUGUUUCUUUAACUUUUCACUAGUCCUCCUACUGCCGUAUUGUUUAUCAUGAUCGAUGAGCUAUGAUGUUCACAGCAGACGACAUCAAAGUGUUUUCUUCACUUGCCAUAUUGAUCAGUGUUUAACUGAAAAACUGCAGAUGCUUCAUAAUUAUUGGUAGCAUGUGGGUUUGCAUCUUUGAAAUCCGUGAGCUAAGUUCCUGACAAAUCAUUAAGAUCGUACAUGAAUACAAUCACUGGAAUUUCAAGGACGGUAUGUUUUUUAUCCCAGGAUAUUCAUAUACAUUUUUUUUGUAUAUUUAGAAAUUAAUUUGCAUAAAUUCCCUGCUUGUUAAUGAAUUACAACAGUAUUUGGCUACAACUUAGUUAUGUUUACAAUUUCAAUCACCUAUCUAAAGGCCUAAAAGCAUAAUAUGCAUGGUACAUUGUAUUUUAUAUAAAAAAACUAUAUAUGAUCAUCAAAUUUACAAGUUUGUACUCAAUGCAAGAAUACUUGAUAAUGUGAUGCACUUGUAAAUACAUGAUACACUUUGUGUAUGUAUUAAAUGGUUGUACUAUUUCAGUAAAAAUCUCCUUUGAUAUAUGUAUAGGAUGUGUAAUUCUAAAAUUGUGUAUAAACUGCUCUGUAAGUCUCCUGUUUCACAGGUAUCAUUUAUGCCUAGGACAUCCAGUUGACCCUACUGCAACAAUUUCAGAAAUCAAAUCUAUUUCUCAGCAAUCUUAAGUGUUCAAACAUAGUUGAGUAGACAUGUCGCUUCAAUCCCAAGAGUCAAAUUUUAUUUUUGGGAGUCAAAAACAUACGCUCGAGAGUCUACUGGAAGCCCUGCCAUCUAUGGAUAUUAACGUGUACAUGUACAGAAUUGAAAUAUAAAAUAUUAAACAAGAGAUUUCAUGUAUUUGUGACCAGCGGAUACUGCAGUACAUAGACUUCAGUUUUAUCUCAAAAUAAUGAUAACCAGGUACAUGUAGACUUUGUUUAUAUGGACAUUUAUGGUAAUCAACUCUAUAUAGAUUUAUGGACAGUUGUGAUAAUUACUUGUUUAUGUUCAUUUAUCUUAAGUAGAUACAUGUUGGCUUUUAAAUCUACAAAAAAAACUUUCAUACAAAAAAUGACCACUAUUUCCAUUGUAGGAAGCCUUUUUACGAUGUUAAGCUCAGCUUUUCACCGAGUUAUUGUCAGAAUGUUUAUCACUUAUGAAAAUGUUCUUUAUCAAUGCACAGUAUAGAUAAUAGCUUUUUGUGUAAAAAUCCUAUAUUGCUAUUUAUAUAAAUCUACAGCCUGUGUAACCUUCAUUGAAGCAGCUAUUCCAUUAUUCUGGCUAUCCUUGACCUUUCUCAAACAAUAGGCAUGCUGGUUUCGACCUUUGUUAAUGUUGCUAGACCAUUUUGAAUUUUUAAAUGAUUAAUAUGAGAAAAAUGUCAUUAAAUUUACAUUGUUUAUCCUCGAUUCAAGUAAUUGGUUUAUACAUCAUUCACUGUAUCUGUUAAACUAUGCUUAACUAUGAAAUCAAUUUUUCAGCGCUCAUACUUUUCUAUAUUCAUAUAACACCUGCUUUCAGGAGAUGUUUGGUCUGAAGUGCUGAUGUCACCGCCUAAACAAAGCUAAUGUCACAAUUUCAGCCCAGCUGAUGUCAUGGACUAACCACAGCUGAUGUCGCUGUCUCACCACAGCUGAUGUCAUGAUCUAACCACAGCUGAUGUCACGAUCUAACCACAGCACAGCUGAUGUCACUGUCUAAACAUAGCUGAUGUCACGAUCUAACCACAGCUGAUGUCACGAUCUAACCACAGCUGAUGUCACGAUCUAACCAUAGCUGAUGUCAUGAUCUAAACAUAGCUGAUGUCACUGUCUAACCACAGCGAAUGUCACGAUCUAAACAUAGCUCAGCUGAUGUCAUGAUCUAAACAUAGCUGAUGUCACUGUCUAACCACAGCUGAUGUCACGAUCUAACCACAGCUUAGCUGAUGUCAAGAUCUGAAUAUAGCUGAUGUCAAGAUCUAAAUAUAGCUGAUGUCACGAUCUAGCCACAACUGAUGUCACUGUCUAACCACAGCUGAUGUCAUGAUCUAAAAACAGCUGAUGUCAAGAUCUAAAUAUAGCUGAUGUCACUGUCUAACCACAGCUGAUGUCACCAUCCCAAAAAAUCUCCAACACAUGAACUGCUGAUAACACAUUCUUAACACAGCUGACUAAACACUGCUAUGAUGUCGGUCUAAACAUAUAUAUAGCUGAUGUCAAGAUUUCAGGAGACUCUUUUUAGUGACUGGUCUAAUUCAGGUAUUAUACUUACGUACACUUAACAAAAUUUAUCCAAAUCACUUCACUUAUCUGUUGUUUUCACAGCUGUUUUAGAUUUACAAUAUGAGGAGACUUUUUGACAAGUGUUGCCCAGUCUGUUGCAAGGCAGUGCAGGGUCUGUUGAAAAUGACAAAAUUUUGUAUCCAUCUUAUUUCAGCCACUCUAGGUUUCUGUUCCUUAAACUACCCUACUGUCGGCAACUCGCUUGGGGAUAUUUGAAAUGUGCUGAGAGGAAGACAAAAUCUGCAUGUCAACUUCCAUCAUUUUAUUCUUCCCCAAAUCUCCUACCUAGAGAGUUCUAAAUCAAGGGAGGUAAUUACAAUUUAACAGAAGUUAGGCAAUUACAAGAGUUGUCUCCCCUCUCAUGAUACCCGUAUAGAUACUAAUACACAACACUACAUAUAAUUUAUUAAACAUGAGUAUAGAGGAAGGUUUAAUAUAGUAAGUAGCCGAGAUUUUAUGUGCAGCUCUAUAUUUAAUUAGCAAUGUUAAGUAUUGGUACUAUAUAGAUUGUAACAUUAAUGGGGAUUUCUUAUGCUAUAUAUUUGCAGUCAUUUGAAUAAUCACAAAAAAAAUAAAUCCCCUACGAAUAUUCAUACAUACUGGCAAAAUGUUCAUAAGGCAUGGUUGCACAAAAUUUAAUGAUACUCAUGAAUUAGGUCAGACGGGGGCAACUGUGAAAUAUUAUCCCAGUGAAAUUUGAAAACUAUACAAUACAUUUGAUGAAUACUCUACCACCUUUGUUGAAAGACCACUUAUUCAUAUUUGGGAAUUUGAUGAUGUACUUGAGCUCCAAAUAUGGUGUAAUUGAACAGAAAUUUUGAGUUACAGCUGUUCACCUUUAAGUGGUGCUCUUUGAUAUGAAGAUAUGUAGAUGGACUUUUAUGAUUACAAGGAGGUAUGCUUUUUUUGCAACAUUUGGUUAUUAAUUUUUUUUAGUGGACAAGGCAUAAUGUAAAUUUAAUUCAUCCUUGCCAUCUUCUUCAUUUCAAAGUUCUUGAAGUAUUAUAAGAAUGUUUAUGAAUUGGUGCAUAGUGAUAGUAAAAUAUAUCUUUUAUAUAUAUAUAUAUAUGUAUAUGUAUGUGUAACUUUAACAAUAUUUCAGCAUUUGAAUACAGAUGAGUGUUGGUCAACAUGCCUUUAAUAUAUAAAGUAUGUAAAAUAUGUAUGGUAUGUCGCUAUUUUGAUUUUUGCCAAAAGCUUCGGUGAUGGAUUUUCUUUGGAAAACUUGUUUGGAUUUAUGUGGGAGAUAAUAUAUGAAUACUCAGUUUAACUGGUCUGAUGAUGCAAGUUUUAUGUCUAAAUCUUUGUUGUGGAUAGAUUAUCUGUAAGAUUUAUCAAAAUCAAGAAGUGACAAAAUAUCGAAAAAGGGUAUCACUCUUAACACUCUAGUUCUCAACAGAAUUUGCUGAAAAUUGAACAGAAACAAAAAUGCAAUAUGGAUCAAAAAUAUCUUUGAAGGAAAUUAAUAACCAGGUUACUUCAAAGUUAUAAUGCAGAAACAGUCUCUGAACCAGCUUAUUAUGGUAUGCUACCUAAAACAUAUAUUCAUAAAUCAUACCCAAUCUCCUUCAAACAUUUAACCUUGGGUAGAUUAUUUUUUUCAGAAAAAGGAAUUGUCCGAAUUUUGCCUUCAUACAAUGACUAUAUUUUGUGUAAACUGACAUGAUUCUUGAUAACUUAAUUUGAUAUUGUUAUGCUGAAGUAAGCAGGUUUUCAUACUGGCAUGUUUAUCUUGCUUAUUGGCAGUACUGCUAAAUCUCUAACAAUUGUCAGGAAAACAGAUUGAUUAUUUGGGUCUUGACCAACAGGUUUAUUUAGCAAAACUGAAAAAAAUUCACAAAGUCUGCUUUAUAUAAUGUAUGAAUUGUUCUGAUUUCCCAUUUAAGUCAUAUUUAGUCAAUUUAAAGUAAUUUUAAAAAUUUUACGUAUAAUUAUGUACAAAUUUACAUUACUUAUUACAAAUAAAUUGAUACAUUUCCUACAUUA
Messenger RNA from Pecten maximus, 9953 nucleotides. RefSeq names its product protein GUCD1-like. The coding region runs from base 125 to 841 and encodes 238 amino acids. The transcript is spliced from 9 exons. Lineage: Eukaryota; Metazoa; Mollusca; Bivalvia; Pectinida; Pectinidae. The record is from RefSeq and is a predicted model, not a curated record.